GGGUAGCCCCUUAGUUGACUAUGCGCGCUAUAUGUCACUUUCGUCACAUUGUGGGUAUUCGUUUUAGAACCGCAAUUGGACUGUGGCUGCCGUUACGUUAUUCGUUUUACAUUUUCUGCGUCAACACCGUGUCAAGUUUGUGUUGCCGCACGGAACACAUGCUAAGGGAGCAUGUUCUAGUUGCGUCAAAUGUCAAGAGUUUGUUGUUUUAGGUUACGGUAAAAGAAUUUAAGUUUUUUAGCGAUCGUUUAAUUUCAAAAAUUAUGGAACAGGUGCGUUUUUAUGUUGAUGUCGUUGAACGUGAUUUUUAUUAUUUUAUUUUUUCAGCCUGGGUACAUUUGUUCCGUGUGCAACACAAAUGUAGGACUGACCACCUCAGCUGCAAAGCACCAUGACUGCAUGGAGGGUCAUGAAAACAUAUGGAUAGUGGACAAUUACAUCUACCCAUAUGAUCCUACUUCUCAAAGUGAAGAAUUCCAUACUGAAUUGAGCGACAACUCUAGCGAAUCAAAUUUAAAUGUAGAUAAUGAAGGACAUUCUUCUGCUACACCACAGCUGUGGCCACUUCAAGCUAAGAAGUUAUUAAUAGAAUUGUACCCUAAGUAUCUGAAACGUUUUUCAGAUAGAGUAAUUAUUUCUAAGGAACAAAUGUUUGUCAAACUAACAGCUGAAUUAAAUGAGUAUGGAUAUAAAUACACUGCUAUGCAAGUAAAGUACAGAUGGCGAUGCUUCGAAAAGGCUUAUAAAAAUUUUGCUAAGCAUACAAAAAGUACAGGUCGAGGUUAUAAGAAAUUGGAGUUUUACGAUGAGCUGCAUGAUAUCUUUCAGAAGGAACCAAGAUUCUACCCAGAAGUACUCACUUCAAGUGUAGCAACAAAAACUUUGCAAAAAGAAAAUGCACUUCCUCAAAAUGAAAAUGUGCUUCCAACAAGUGAGGCGCCACGUGCAAAUACAAUCACAACCAUAACGCAAAACCCACCACAAGGUUUUAAUGUUCAAAAGAAAGGUUACAAACCUACAUCUAUUGUUCUGGAAGGAAUACAUGCAGAAAUGAAACGGAAAAAUGAUCUAACUGAACAGAAAUUAGCCAUAGAGAAAAAGAAAAAUGAAUUGUUAGAACGCAAAUUGGAGUUAAUGAGUAAAUACUUAGCAGAGAAGGAGAAGUCGGAGAUUUAAAUUGCUCAUGUUGUGUUAAGU
Molecule: messenger RNA, 1197 nt
Organism: Photinus pyralis (common eastern firefly)
Lineage: Eukaryota; Metazoa; Arthropoda; Insecta; Coleoptera; Lampyridae
Exons: 3
Coding region: 283-1176 (297 amino acids)
Source: RefSeq, a predicted model, not a curated record